CGCCGCAGAGGGGCAGUGCCGGCGGAGAGUCCUCUGCGUGCGGCUGCCGCGGCCCCACCACAGCGUCUCUGACAGCCGGGGAGCUGGGACCCACGACCCUCGCCACCUCACGCAGCCUUCGUGGCCUCCACCGCGGCCCGAGUCCGUCCCUCGCCUCGGAGCCCACAUCCGGGGGGCGGUCCGGCCCGCCGUAGCUGCGGAGGCCGCAUCUGGCGCGCAUCUGGAACCGCCCGCCCGCCGGCCGCGCUGGAGCCCGCGCCCGCCCUGGCCCGGCAGCGCCGGGAGCCCUGCCCGGAGCUGGAGCCGCACCUGGAGCCGCGGGCCCGGGGCCCUGAGCCGCGCAGCCGGCGCAUGGUGAACUCGCUCCUGUUCGGGGAGAUGGCCUUGGCCUUCGGCUGCCCGCCCGGCGGCAGCGGCGGGAGCUGCCCCGGCGGGGGCGGCGGCGGCGGCGGGGCCGGGCCGGGGCCGUCGCCGGUGACGGCGGCGCUGCGGGACGACCUGGGCUCCAACAUCCACCUCCUGAAGGGGCUCAACGUGCGCUUCCGCUGCUUCCUGGCCAAGGUGCACGAGCUGGAGCGGCGCAACCGGCUGCUGGAGAAGCAGCUGGAGCAGCAGCAGAGCGAGCGCGAGCGGCGGCUGCGCUACAAGACCUUCUCCCGAGAGCAGGCCGUGCAGACCGGGCCCGAGCUGCUGCGGCCGCCAGCGCCCGGCGCGGGGCACGGCAGCGGCAGCGGCGCGGCGGCGGGCGCCAACGCCAACACCGUUGCCCUGGGCGGCCUGCCCCCCGGCGGCGGCUCUCACCCGCAGCACUACGGCCGCCUGCCCGGGACCAUCUGGAGCUACACGCAGGUGCGGCGCACGGGCGGCGGCGGCGUGGAGACGGUGCAGGGCCCCGGCGUGUCGUGGGUGCACCCCGACGGCGUGGGCGUGCAGAUCGACACCAUCACGCCUGAGAUACGCGCGCUCUACAACGUGCUGGCUAAGGUGAAGCGCGAGCGCGACGAGUACAAGCGGAGGUGGGAGGAGGAGCUCGCUAAACGCAUGAACUUGCAGACCAUGGUGGACACGCUGCAGGAGGCGGCGCAGGAGGCCGAAGCCAUCCAGGAGGAGAUGAAUGAGAAGAUCGAGCGGCUCAAGGCCGAGCUCGUGGUGUUUAAGGGGCUCAUGAGUGACCCCAUGACAGACCUGGACACAAAGAUCCAAGAAAAGGCCAUGAAGGUGGACAUGGACAUCUGUCGCCGGAUCGAUAUCACGGCCAAGCUGUGCGAUGUCGCACAGCAGCGGAACUCGGAAGACGUGUCCAAGAUCUUCCAGGUGGUCCCCAAAAAGAAAGAGCGUAAGGUGGCUUCGGAUGACGAUAUCUCCGAGCAGGACGGGGAGGUGAACCGGUUCUCGGAUGACGAGGUCGGCUCCAUGAACAUCACAGAUGAGAUGAAACGCAUGUUCAACCAGCUGCGGGAGACCUUUGACUUUGACGAUGACUGUGACAGCCUGACGUGGGAGGAGAACGAAGACACGCUGCUGCUCUGGGAAGACUUCACCAACUGCAACCCAAGCAUCGACCUGCAAGGCGAGCAAGAGGAAAAUUUGGGCAACUUGAUCCACGAGACAGAAUCCUUCUUCAAGACGAGAGACAAGGAGUACCAGGAAACGAUUGGCCAGAUCGAGCUGGAGCUGGCCACGGCCAAGAGCGACAUGAACCGGCACUUGCACGAGUACAUGGAGAUGUGCAGCAUGAAACGCGGGCUGGAUGUGCAGAUGGAGACCUGCCGCCGGCUCAUCAAAGGCUCUGCGGACAGGAAUUCACCAUCUCCCAGCUCCGUGGCCAGCAGUGACUCAGGAAGUACAGACGAGAUCCAGGAUGAGUUUGAGCGGGAGGCGGAUGUGGAACCCAUGGUCAGCUGAUGACGGAGGCCCCCUGUGCCUGCUGGUCUUGGUGAUGGCGCCUCUGCCCCUCUCCCCAUGGGGCCAGGAAGGCUUCUUGGAGUGGGGCUCCAGUCCUCACCACACAGACUCCCUCUGCCCUCCCUUCUCUGGAGGCCCCGGGGGACCGCUGCUUCCUUCCUUCAACCCACCACCAACCAGUGCCCCGCCUCCAUCCACCCACCCAAGGAAUGGUGCUGUCAAUUUCUAUUGUUCUCCACGUUACAAAUGCAGACUUCUGUCCGGACGAUGCAGUGUUAACUGUGCCUUUUCCCUUAAGCUGAGCCACUUUGAGCUCCAAAGAAUUCUUCCUAGCAGGUGUUUUUAUACAAAACUCUAAGGUGGGGACAGGGGGGGCCCCUGGCCUGAUCUAAUGUGGAUUUCUCCCCUCCCACCUGCUUCUCUGAUUGGCCCUGAGCUCUUCCCCCCCCCUCCUCUGCCUGACCUGAGUUGGCCUAGGGGUGGUCCACUUCCCCAUCCCUAGGAAGAAGCUGUUUGCCUCUGCAACCUUUCCAGGCCUGGGUGGGGGUCUCCCCAGUGUUUUUACUUACUGACAAGAGAGAAAAGAUAGCAGGAGGAGAGCAGACAAAAUUUUAUUUUCUUUCUGGAUCGAGUGGCGCAGCGGAGGGACAAGGCACUGUGCGGGAAAGUGGAGUCUCACUGUGUUUAAACUACUAUGCAAAAAAAACAAAACAAAACAAAAAAAAA
This is a messenger RNA of Mustela erminea (ermine), 2631 nucleotides long. RefSeq names its product intermediate filament family orphan 2 (gene IFFO2). NCBI's taxonomy places the organism in Eukaryota, Metazoa, Chordata, Mammalia, Carnivora, Mustelidae. Bases 352 to 1905 code for a protein of 517 amino acids. The record is from RefSeq and is a predicted model, not a curated record. The transcript has 9 exons.